Messenger RNA from Homarus americanus (American lobster), 2251 nucleotides. RefSeq lists its product as uncharacterized. The record is from RefSeq and is a predicted model, not a curated record. The transcript has 2 exons. Bases 118 to 573 code for a protein of 151 amino acids. NCBI's taxonomy places the organism in Eukaryota, Metazoa, Arthropoda, Malacostraca, Decapoda, Nephropidae.
CUCACGGCAGGGCACACAGGUUUAUAUAACUGGUAGCACUCGCACCAAAGCACCACUUGUGUGAGCUCUCUCGUAACGUGAGGACGGGGGAACGCAGACCCAGGGCAGCUAGCAAAGAUGCGUGUAAUCUGCGAGUCACUGUUUUUGUCCAUUCUUGGGACUGUGCCUUCUUUGGUGAUUGUGGCGGUUCUCUUCCACAACCCAUCGUGUGCAUUUCCAGGCUUCUCGUUGCUCGUAGCCUUUGCUGUGUUGUGUGCGUGUGUGGCCCUGCUCAUGGCUCAUUACCGACUGUUGGCGAGUCGUCCAGAAGGCCAACCACAGAAUAAAGACCCUGAGUAUGGCGGCAGUGUGUGUGACAGGAACACUACCGAUGCUCCACCCAAUUAUGAUGCAGUGAUGGCCACACCUCCUCCAUAUGACCACCUCUGCACCACUGCCGACGAAGCCUAUGUCUCCGUGACCGACAUUCUCCCUUGCCAAGAUGAAGACGCCAAGGUAACGCUAAGUACAGAGGAAAACCUAGACAAAGAACCUCCAUCAUACACAGACAUCUCCAAGACCACCCCAGCGUGAGAACCAAGGGUCAGGUCCUCCGGGCUCAGUUGGCUAUUAAGUGCGUCGACUCACAGUGAGUUAUGAUGUCUGGCUGUGGUGCGAGGAAACAAUAUGUGUUCAAUGCCUUCCAAGUUCGCCAGUUCUGGUAUAUAAGCGCAGGAACAUGAUAUGCUCAACGUUCACUCUCACUCCGGGAACAAAAUUGUUUUUCGCAUUAGAUGUAUGACGCAAUCCUAAUGUUCAGAUUUGAAAUAAGUAGCAGUGCCGCAGUGAACUGAACUUUACAUGUUGUAUUACAAGUGACAAUGCGAAUUCACCUGCAUUGUGUUAAAAUCAAAACUAGUACUCUUAAGAUUUAAGGCUUGUUCAAUAACUUAAAGAUCUCUUAAAGAAGGAUAAUUUGUGUUUAUCUGUCAAAUCAUGGGCCAUACGUAACAGUUUUGGGGCAAAACAUUACACAAGCACGGCACUGUUUCGUGUGUGGUAUGCUCAAAGACCGUAGUUUUCAUCUAAAAUGUCUCUGGGGGUUGGUAAAGCUGGACUGACCAAAGGCAUAUGCGUAUGGUUUGGUCCACCAGGCUCAGGGUAGUUUAGUACCUCGGUGAAUAAUAACAGACGGUCAGUGUGAGGGAAGUGAUAAUGACAUAACAUAUAGUGUGUUCGUGAAGUGGCCCAGUUCAUGUGUUAAAAGUUGGCAAAUUUUAUUAUUUCGCACCUGCCUCUGUGUGUGUGUGUGUGUGUGUGUGUGUUUAAAUACGAUCAAUGUGUGUGUGUUUACAGCCCCAAAUAUCAGUCAUGCACACUCUGAACCCCUGAAUUGCCCCGGAAACAUACAAGAAUCACUACCUGAUGGUUUAGGUUAAGAAAGGUUAAGUUACAUUAGGGUAGGUUAGGUUUGCGUUAAGGUAAUUACUCUUAAGAUAAAAUAAGUAUAGGGGGUAUCCUUCAGGGAGUCACUCAGUUCUAUUAGUACGUAAAUCCUCCCCCACAAGACGCUGAUUAUUACUGGCUUCUGUGUUAUCAAAAUUUACUCAUACAUUUGUUUAUUGAUCUCUCACUACGUUCACUUGUUUCUAGAGUGUUGUUGUGUUAGUUCAUGCUAAUAAAAUUGAUGUUUUAUGAAGUACAAGUUAUUUGCUUCACAUAAAGAGUUUCCUGUGAUGACAUUAAUAACAUGUAUAUUUUGAGCGAUAAUUGAUGUUUAGAUAUAUUUAUUAAUUAUGUUUUAUUUUCCUACACUCACACACAGCUAAAUAAAUUUAUAUGGCUAUAGAUUGAUCGAUAGCUAGACAGAUAUGGAUAAAUUUAGUGUCGUCAUAGAUAGAUAGAUAUAGAUAAAUAACAUUAAUAUUAUAUAAAUAGGUAGACAGAUAUAAAGAAAUAUAUAUAGAUUGAUAGAAAUAUAGAUAUGCUGGGGAAGUGAGGAACUAAUAAUCCCCAUCUUCCUGCACAUUAUGUCUGCACAUUAUGUCUUCCUUAUCCACUUGUGUGGAUAAGGAAGACAGUGAUCAUAGUGUUAGAUGGAUAUAUUUUCAGCCCGUUCACUAUCCCUGCGAUAGAUUGUAGGGAGAAGAGCCUCUGAACGUAUGCUGGGCUUAUAUUUAGGCCUAAGAGAUCCUGAUUGGGUAGCCAUUUUUUCGAGAAUCAGUUAUUGAUUAAUCUCAAUAGAAGAUUUGCAAAUAAACAUCUGUAAUGC